This is a messenger RNA of Ailuropoda melanoleuca (giant panda), 334 nucleotides long. It is a transcript of the gene LSM3, whose product is annotated as LSM3 homolog, U6 small nuclear RNA and mRNA degradation associated. Gene Ontology annotation, molecular function: RNA binding. Gene Ontology annotation, biological process: mRNA splicing, via spliceosome. NCBI's taxonomy places the organism in Eukaryota, Metazoa, Chordata, Mammalia, Carnivora, Ursidae. The record is from RefSeq and is marked provisional.
GGGCGCAGGGUUUGAAACAUGGCGGACGACGUGGAUCAGCAACAAACUACCAACACCGUAGAAGAGCCCCUGGAUCUCAUCAGGCUCAGCCUGGAUGAGCGAAUUUAUGUGAAAAUGAGAAAUGACAGAGAGCUUCGAGGAAGAUUACAUGCUUAUGAUCAGCAUUUAAAUAUGAUAUUGGGUGAUGUGGAAGAAACUGUGACUACCAUAGAAAUUGAUGAGGAAACAUACGAAGAGAUAUAUAAAUCAACAAAACGGAAUAUUCCAAUGCUCUUUGUCCGGGGAGAUGGUGUUGUACUAGUUGCCCCUCCAUUAAGAGUUGGCUGAAACACAG